Arachis ipaensis is the source of this 876-nucleotide messenger RNA. Its product is annotated as putative disease resistance protein At4g10780. The record is from RefSeq and is a predicted model, not a curated record. Gene Ontology annotation, molecular function: ADP binding. NCBI's taxonomy places the organism in Eukaryota, Viridiplantae, Streptophyta, Magnoliopsida, Fabales, Fabaceae.
AUGGCAGAUGCCUUAUUUGGAGAUUCAAUGGAGCAUCCAAUUAGUAUUAGUGAACCCAUUAACUUGCCGGGAGAUGACGUUUGGAAAUUCAUUGAUCUGGAAAAGGUGGGAAUCCCUCCUUGGGGAAUCAAUGGCUCUAAACUGAUUCUAACAAGUCGGUUGAAACAUGUGCUUCAACAGAUGGAUUGUCCCACAAGUAAUAUAAUAACAAUGCAUCCUCUCUGUCACAGUGAAGGUUUGGAGUUAUUUCUUUUAAGACUUGGUGAAGACAAAACACCUGCAACCUUUCCUCCUAACAUAUUAAAGAUUGCAGAAUCUAUUGCAUGGGAAUGCGAUGGUUUACCACUUGCAAUCAGUGUAAUGGCUAGAACCAUGAAAGGGAUUCAUAACAUUCAACAGUGGAGACAUGCAUUGAAUAAACUCGGAAGAUUGGAGAUGGGGACAGAGAUGGAAGAAGAGGUAUUCAAAAUAUUAAAACUGAGCUAUGAUAACUUAAUGGAUCGUUGCUUGCAAAAUUGUCUCUUGCAUUGUGCAUCAUACUCUGAUAUCACUAGAGAUAAUAUGAUAAUGAAGCUUGUUACAAGUGGAGCCAUAAAUGGAAGGAGCUUGAGAGAAAUUUAUGAUGAUGGGCAUUCCAUACUGAAUCAACUUCAAGAUCAUUCUUUAUUGUCUGAAAAUAAAAGGUAUCUGAGGAUGCAGAAUUCCAUGAGAAACAUGGCAUGUCAUAUACUGAAAGAAUCUCAGAGAUGCAUAGUGAGAUGUGAUCAAAGACUGAGGGAAACACCUCACUUGCAGGAAUGGACUGCUGAUUUGGACUUAGUUUCUUUGAAUAAAAACUUGAGAGUUCAUCAUCAUAGUUCGUUAUUUAUUAUUUAG